AUGUUGAGAAUCUCUAGCAAGACAUUUGUCAAAGGAGCAACCGCACUUGCCCGCCCAACAUUUACCGCCAGUAAGGCUUCCACAUUAUGGAGAAGAAACUUGAAUGUUGAGAAGGAUGAACCUGUUGUCAUUUAUAACGGACCCCUGGCCAAUGUCGCCAAAAAGCUGAAGCUCUUUUCAAUCACUUCGCUUGGCCUUGGUACAGGUAUUUCUCCUUUUGUUUUUGCCAUUGAUGUGCCCGUCCCUUUUGUUGCCAAAGCAGCUCUUGUUGGAGCAGCUGUUAUUACCAGUUCCGCUUCUACUGGAUUGAUUCAGUGGGUCAUGUCCCCUUAUGUGACAAAGAUCACAAUGCCCAGCAGCACUAAAGAGAGUGAAUUACCCAAGGAAUUGACGAUCCAUACACUUUCAUUCACUGCCAGAGAUCAUGUCACAACAGUUCCUUUGGAUGCACUUGGACCUGCCAGCCGUAUCUUUACCAGCUGGAUGAUCACCGAGCCUGAGCUUGCUACGGGUCGUAUCGGCGCUAAGCCCGCCAAACCCAAGACUUUGUUAUAUAUCCAUCCUGAAUUAUGUGAAGAGGAAGGAAUCAUGAAGAACAUUGUUGAACACACUGGUCUUGGAAGAGGAUUUUAA
This is a messenger RNA of Mucor mucedo, 633 nucleotides long. RefSeq lists its product as uncharacterized. Gene Ontology annotation, cellular component: mitochondrial membrane. The transcript has 2 exons. Gene Ontology annotation, biological process: mitochondrial proton-transporting ATP synthase complex assembly. Lineage: Eukaryota; Fungi; Mucoromycota; Mucoromycetes; Mucorales; Mucoraceae. The record is from RefSeq and is a predicted model, not a curated record. Bases 1 to 633 code for a protein of 210 amino acids.